AUGAAGGCAACUGCAUCCCUUCUUGCCCUCGCCGGCACUGCUCUGGCAACACCCCACGGGGGCUGGGGAGGAAAUCAAGGUGGAAACCAGGGAGGUCCGGGAGCUGAACAGUCAAGCUACGCUGCUGCCGCCCAGUCGGCCUAUGACAAUGGCCAAGUUGGCCCUGGUAACUGGGGUCCCGGACAAGGCGGCGACCACGGAGGCCACGGCCCUGGCGGUGGCGAAGAGGGAGGCUUCGGACACGGCCACGGCCACGGAGACUGGGGCCCUGGUGGCCAGAACGGCCAGGGAGGUCCCAGUGGUGCUCCGAGCGACUGGCAAUCAUAUGCCUCUGCCGCUCAAUCCAGCUACUCCUCCCUCUACAGUGGAAGUGCUCCGAGUGACUGGCAAUCGUAUGCCUCUGCCGCUCAAUCCAGCUACUCCUCCCUUUACAGUGGAAGCGCUCCAAGUGACUGGCAGUCAUACGCUUCCGCUGCUCGGUCCAGCUACUCGUCUCUCUAUGGAGGCAGUGCGCCGAGUGACUGGUCCACAUAUGCUGCCGCAGCACAAUCAAGCUACUCUUCCCUCUAUGGUGGAAGCAGUGCAAGCGACUACUCGACAUAUGCCGCUGCCGCUCAGUCAAGCUACUCUUCCCUUUACGCAGGAGGCGUCCCUAGUGCAACCGUGACGGUCACCAGCACCGCCAGUGCCUCAUAUAGCUCUGCCUCGCCAUCAAGCUCCUCUUCGAGCUCCUCGAGCUACAGUGCAUCGUCUGCCUCGCCAUCGAGCUCCUCUUCGAGCUACUCAAGCUCCUCAUCAGGCUACUCAAGUUCCUCUCCGAGCUACUCAAGCUCCUCCAGCUACAGUGCAUCGUCUGCUUCGCCAUCGAGCUCCUCUUCGAGCUACUCUUCCUCAAGCUACAGCGCAUCAUCCGCAUCGCCAUCGAGCUCCUCUUCGAGCUACUCUUCCUCGAGCUACAGCGCAUCGUCUGCCUCGCCAUCAAGCUCUUCGAGCUACAGCGCUUCUCAAGCCUCCAGCUCUGCUUCUCAGUCUUCGUACAGCUCUGCUUCUGCUUCGAGCUACGCUUCGGCCGCUCAGUCUAGCUACUCAUCGCUGUAUAGCGCAAGCUCAGCAAGUGAUUCGUCGGCCUCUGCCGCUGCUUCGCAAUCUGCCUCAGCUUAUUCAUCGAACUCGGCCUCUCAGUCGAGCUAUAGCGCAGCCUCCCCGUCAAACAGUGCAUCUCAGUCAUACAACUCUGCUUCUAUAUCAAGCUACUCUGCUGCCGCUGCUUCAAUCUACUCGUCUCUCAGUGCAUCAGUCACCCCUGCCUCCUCUUCGGCUGGCUACAUUGCUGGAGGAGCAGGAAGCCUGGGAGCUGACCAGGCCAGCUAUGGUGCCACUACUUCAUCUGCCAUCCUCGCUGGUGGUAGUGGGGAAGGCGGUGAGGCAAAGAGCAACGAGGCCCCGGCACAGUCACAGGGUUCGGCUCAAGCCGCCCCCGCUGAGUCCGGCCAUGCUGAGGAGUCCCAUGCCUCAAGCAACGCCGCCCCUGCUGAGACUGGCCAUGCUGAGGAGUCCCAUGCCUCAAGCAACGCCGCCCCCGCCGAGACCGGUCAUGCUGAGGAGUCUCACGCCUCAAAAUCCCACGCUUCAAGCUACUCUGCUCCUGUUGAGACUGGCCACGCCGAAGAAUCUCACGCUUCGAGCUACUCUGCCCCCGCUCAGAGUGGCUAUGCACAAGAAUCUCACGCCUCGAGCUACUCAGCUCCAGCAGUAUCCAAGACAGAAAGCCAUGCUCAAGAGUCCCAUGCUUCAAGCUAUUCGGCUCCCGUAGAGUCCAAGACAGAAAGCCACUCUGCUGCUGAGCAGUCGGGUUACCCGGCCAAGGAGACGAAGUCUGAAGCCAAGGCAUCAAGCUAUUCUGCUCCUGAGAUCUCCAAGGCUUCAAGCUACUCCGCCCCUGAGCAAUCAGUCUACUCUCACUCAUCAGAAACCAAGUCUGAAGCCAAGGCGUCAAGCUACGCUGCCCCCAAGGAGUCCAAGGUUAGCUACGCCUCCGAGAGCAAGGUCGAGUCCAAGACAUCGGAGUACCAGUCAGCGUACCAGGCACCGAAGACGUCCGAGUACCAGUCAGCAUACCAAGCACCAAAGUCUUCCGAAUACCAGUCAGCAUACCAAGCACCAAAGUCUUCCGAAUACCAAUCGGUCUACCAGGCACCAAAGUCUUCCGAAUACCAGUCAGCAUACCAAGCACCAAAGUCUUCCGAAUACCAAUCGGUCUACCAAGCACCAAAGUCUUCCGAAUACCAAUCGGUCUACCAGGCACCAAAGUCUUCCGAGUACCAAUCGGUCUACCAAGCACCAAAGUCUUCCGAGUACCAGUCAGCAUACCAAGCACCAAAGUCUUCCGAAUACCAAUCGGUCUACCAGGCACCAAAAUCAUCCGAGUACAAGCAGUCAGUAUACCCCACCUCGACAUUUGCGAGCUACGCCAGCGCGGAGACUGGAACUUACAGUAAGGCUGCUUCGACGUACAAUGUCUACGAAACCAGCAGCGCCGAAGCCAAGUCCAGUGAAUAUCAGGCUCCAUAUCAGGCUCCGUACCAGGUUGCCCAGUCGAGCGAGUACCAGGCUACAUACCAAGCUCCUCAGUCCAGUGAAUACCAGGCCACAUACCAAGCUCCUCAGUCCAGUGAAUACCAGGCUCCAUACCAGGUCGCCCAGUCGAGCGAGUACCAGGCUACAUAUCAAGCUCCUCAGACCAGUCAGUACCAGGCUCCAUACCAGGUUGCCCAGUCGAGCGAGUACCAGGCUACAUACCAAGCUCCUCAGUCCAGUGAAUACCAGGCUACAUACCAAGCUCCUCAGUCCAGUGAAUACCAGGCUCCAUACCAGGUUGCCCAGUCGAGCGAAUACCAGGCUACAUACCAAGCUCCUCAGUCAAGCGAGUAUUCGGCUGUCAGCCCCGUGUCCCAGACCCAGAUCAUUCAAGGUGUUACAGUAGUGAACACUAAUGCUGCUACGGCGCCUGUUGAGAGUGCUGCUGCUCCUACCGGUACUGCCUACGCUCAGUACACCGUGACGGAGAGAGUCUCUACUCAGGUCUACGCCACCGAAGUUUACCCCGAGACGACGUACACCACUGUCAGCCAGGGUGUUACCGUUUGCAUCACUCAGACCGGUUAUCAGACAGUCCAGGCCACUAGGCUGGUCACCGAGACCCAAACCGUUCCGGUCACCUGCUACGAGGAGUGCGUGGCUUACGCCUCACAGGAAGCCCCCAAGCAGACUUAUAGCAACGCCGCUGUUUCCCAGCAGGCUCCUCAACAGACAUACUCAGCCGAAGCUCCCAAGGAGACAUACAGCAAUGCUGCUGCCUCUCAGCAAGCUCCCCAAGAGACCUACAGCAAUGCUGCUGCCUCUCAGCAAGCUCCCCAAGAGACCUACAGCAACGCUGCUGCCUCCCAGCAGGCUCCCCAAGAGACCUAUAGCAACGCUGCUGCCUCCCAGCAGGCUCCUCAACAAACCUACUCUGCUGAGGCUCCUAAGGAGACCUAUAGUAACUCGGCCGCCCAGGCUCCCACAACUGUGCACACUUCUGUUAGCCCGAGCAAGUCUGCCGAGGCUACUGCUGCCGUCAGCACUGUCGCUGCCGGUCGGGCACCACGCGCCACCAAGGCUGCCGGCGCCAUGCUUGCUGGACUUGUGGCACUUGUGGCUGCGCUUUUGUGA
Pestalotiopsis fici W106-1 is the source of this 3711-nucleotide messenger RNA. RefSeq lists its product as uncharacterized. The record is from RefSeq and is a predicted model, not a curated record. Bases 1 to 3711 code for a protein of 1236 amino acids. NCBI's taxonomy places the organism in Eukaryota, Fungi, Ascomycota, Sordariomycetes, Amphisphaeriales, Sporocadaceae. The transcript has 3 exons.